Molecule: messenger RNA, 641 nt
Organism: Sorex araneus (European shrew)
Lineage: Eukaryota; Metazoa; Chordata; Mammalia; Eulipotyphla; Soricidae
Gene: C3H1orf54
Product: chromosome 3 C1orf54 homolog
Exons: 5
Coding region: 55-426 (123 amino acids)
Source: RefSeq, a predicted model, not a curated record
UCAGAUAGGAUUUUUUAAUUUUUGCUUUUUUUUUUUUCUGGGUCACACCCAGUGAUGCGCAGGGAUUAUUCCUGGCUCAAGCUCUCCGAAAUUACUCCUGGCGGUGCUCAGGGGACCAUAUGGGAUGCUGGGAAUCGAACCCGGGUCGGCAGCGUGCAAGAUGACUUUGGAAAUUUCACUGUUGAUUAUUCCAUGUUUGAUUCAGAAGACAGGCAGAACCAGUUGGAGAAGGCAGUCACGGAAGCAGUGGAGACAACCAUUAGUCACGGAACAGAACAAGGAGAACAUCACAAGGCUGUAACAGUGAAGCCCAUGACAGUGGGACCACAGAGUCCAGAUCUGACGGAUGCUGUAUCGGGUCUUCAGAAUCCGGUUCCUCUCCUCCUGUCCUGGGCCCUCGUGCAGGGGAUGAUGUAUUUCACGUAGAAGGAGACAAGGCUGCUACCACUUUUUAGGUGGAAAGAAGAGAUUGGAAGAGAAAAUAAUGUUUAGAAUUUGGAGAAAUAGGCGCUUACCUUGCAGGGGGCCAAUCUGGGUUCAAAUCCCCAAAACUACCUAUGGUCCUUUGUGCAUCACUAAGAGUGAUCCCUGAGCACAAAGCCGAGAAUAAGCCCUAAUCACCACCAGAUGUGCCCCCAGAA